Penicillium paradoxum is the source of this 1365-nucleotide messenger RNA. Its product is annotated as pantothenate kinase. The record is from RefSeq and is a predicted model, not a curated record. NCBI's taxonomy places the organism in Eukaryota, Fungi, Ascomycota, Eurotiomycetes, Eurotiales, Aspergillaceae. The transcript is spliced from 4 exons. Gene Ontology annotation, molecular function: pantothenate kinase activity; ATP binding. Gene Ontology annotation, biological process: coenzyme A biosynthetic process. Gene Ontology annotation, cellular component: cytosol; nucleus. Bases 1 to 1365 code for a protein of 454 amino acids.
AUGGCUGCCUCCGAUCGCAUUCCGGCGGUAGAUACCAAUUCUCGACGCAAGCGCCCCAAUCGUCUGGAGGAGGCGAUUACCAAUCCCGGCGCCGUGAAAAUCAACGUCAAGGGCGCAUUUAUCGUCGACGACGAGCCACGCUCCAAGAGUCCCGUUGAUGCGGAGGGCGUACACUAUGAGAAUAAGGACAUUCGACUCCCCCACCAUACAGGCGUUGUGAGCCAUGUAGCUGUCGAUAUCGGUGGAACACUUGCGAAGCUUGUCUAUUUUACUCGGGAGCUGGAUAGCGCGGACAACGGCGGUCGACUCAAUUUCCUUAACUUUGAAACCCAUCGAAUUGAUCUGUGCAUCAAUUUCAUUCGGCAGCUCAAAGAAGAACAUGAAAAGCGCAAUGGCUCUACACGAGAGGGACUAUGUGUCGUGGCGACUGGCGGAGGUGCCUACAAAUACUAUGACAGGCUGAAGGAAGAGCUGAACGUCAAUAUUCUACGGGAAGAGGAGAUGGAAUGUCUGAUCAUUGGUCUCGACUUUUUCAUCACCGAGAUUCCCAACGAAGUCUUCACCUAUAGCGAUGCCGAUGCGGAACCCAUGCAAUAUGCCGAGGCCCGACCUGACGUCUAUCCCUAUCUCCUUGUCAAUAUAGGAUCAGGCGUGUCAAUGAUCAAAGUCUCUGGUCCGCGACAAUUUGAGCGUGUUGGUGGAACGCAUUUGGGAGGUGGAACGUUUUGGGGCAUUAUGUCAUUGUUGACCGGCUCCCGAACCUUUGACGACAUGCUGGCAAUGGCCGAUCGUGGAGAUAAUAGUGCUGUGGAUAUGCUUGUGGGAGAUAUAUACGGCAUGGAUUAUACCAAGAUUGGUUUGAAGAGCACAGCCAUUGCCAGUACUUUCGGCAAGGUACUCCGGUUGCAAAACGACGCGGAGCAAGGCGCCGAGGACGGCGAGGGCUCGACUGGUGGUGACUCGAUUGAAACUAAUUCCAGUCACGAUGGCAAGCCAAACCCGGAAGACAUGAGUCGAAGUCUACUCUACGCCAUCAGUAAUAAUAUCGGCCAGAUCGCAUAUCUCCAGUCAGAAAAACACUCAGUGAAACACAUUUAUUUCGGAGGCUCAUUUAUACGGGGCCACCGGCAAACUAUGAAUACCCUGUCUUACGCUAUUCGCUUCUGGUCCAAAGGCGAGAAGCAAGCGUAUUUCCUGCGCCACGAAGGCUACCUCGGUGCCGUUGGGGCUUUUAUCCAACGACAGCCACAGAACUGGGGUCGCAGAAACAGCGUUGACGAGGUGGUCGCACCGCAGGCGGUCCGAAACCUCGCUCGAAAUAAAAAUGUUCUUCAGCAACACGGUAGGUCAUCGAGUGAUCUAUGA